AGCCCUGAGUGAGCAUCGCACCCACUCUGCAGCUUCCCUCCAGCAUCUUCAGACUCUCAGCAGGAUGGCCAAGCAGACCCUCAUCCUCAUCCUCUGGCUCCUUGGUGGUAGCCUCUUCACCGAGGCGACCUACUACCGCCACCACCGCUACAUCCCGCACUUCUACCGCUACAGGGAGCCCUCCGCAAACACAGAAAACCUCCUCCCCGAGGUCGUAAACCCUGUGCCCGAAGUCUCUCAGUCCGGCGUCUCCACCUACCCCGAGGUCCCGGAGGUGUUCCACCCGGCGCCGGAAGAUGUCCACUCCAUCCCAGAGGCUUUCCACCCGGUGCCAGAGGUGGUGCAUCCAGCACCUGAUGCGCAUCACCAGACUCAGGUGCUGCGGCGCGUCCCCGAAGUUUCCUCCCAUGACAGACAUCGAGACAGUCGGGUUUUUUACGGGAUCAUGUUCGAUGCUGGGAGCACCGGCACCAGGAUCCACAUCUACAAGUUCAUUCAGAAGGAUCCCGUGGAGCUGCCUGUUCUGGACAAUGAAAUGUUCCAUGCAGUGAAACCUGGACUGUCAGAAUAUAAGGACAACCCUGAGGAGGGUGGGAACACCAUCCGCCAGCUGCUGAAGAUUGCCAAAAAGACGGUGCCGGAGGAGGAGUGGAGGAGGACGCCAGUGGUCCUGAGGGCCACAGCUGGUCUACGCCUGCUGCCCCAAGAAAAGGCCAAUGCCUUGCUACAGGAGGUGCAAGAGGUAUUUGAAGAAUCCCCUUUCUUUGUGCCAGAGAACAGUGUUUCUAUCAUGAAUGGAGCAAAUGAAGGGGUCCUGGCCUGGGUCACAGUGAACUUCCUCACAGGCCAUUUGUAUUCCAACACUAGGAGGACAGUAGGGAUUCUGGAUCUGGGUGGUGGAUCAACUCAGAUCACUUUCCUUCCAAAGUCAAAGAAAACAAUUCAAAUUGCUCCACCCAAUUUCACUGCCAAAUUCAACCUGUUCAACCAAACCUAUGAACUCUACACACACAGCUACCUGGGAAAUGGAUUAGUUGCUGCCCGCCUGGCAACUCUUGGUGCGCUAGGAGCUGAUGGUCUGGAUUGGAAAGUCUUCACUAGUUCCUGCCUUCCAAAAAAAUACAGGGAAGAAGUGAAAUUUGGAGGAGACACCUAUAAAGUUAGCGGAAUUCCAGGAGGGUAUGCAGGCUAUAAACUGUGCUACUAUGAGGUCAUGAGGGUCGUCAAGGGCAAUUUUCACCAGCCGUACGAAGUGAAAGGAAGCAGCGUCUUCUAUGCCUUUUCCCACUACUUUGACAGAGCUGUGCAGACCGGCCUCGUCAGCAGUCUAGGUGGUGCGGUUGAAGUCAGAGACUUUAAGAAGAAAGCCAAAGAAGUGUGCAACAAAAUGACCAAAUACCGCGCCAUCAGCCCCUUCCUCUGCAUGGACAUGACUUAUAUCACUUGCCUGUUAAAGGAAGGCUUUGGCUUCAAGGACAGCACUGUGCUGCAUCUGGCCAAGAAGGUAAACAAUGUAGAGACAAGCUGGGCUCUGGGAGCGACCUUUGACUUCUUCAGGAACUUCAACAUCCACCAAGACUAGCUGCAAUAGCUGGCACUGAAAGGGACAGUCUGUCACUGUGUGGCCUCCUUUCCUCUGACCACCCGUCCUCGCUUCUUCCCAAAACCUCAGUAUCCUGAAAACACUAAAAGAACUCUUUUUGUUUUUUAUAAAGAAAACAAGAAAUCACUAUAUUUUUAUAAGGCCAGCUUUUUCUACUGUAUGUCCAGCUCAUCGUUGGUGGGUUGAAUUUAUUUUUUUGUAAAACGUUUACAUGUUUAAGGGUGGCAGACCUGAAAUGUUUCUCAGGCGACCGUGUAAAGGGGUACAGAGGGGAACUUUGGAGGCAGUGAUAGGAGCCAUGGUAUCUUGGUGCUUACUGUGGUCCUGGUGUGCGCUGUGCAGAACAGUGGAAUAAAUUUAGACACUAAUUGCUGGAGCCGCAACCACAAUUGUCUUUGUAAAUGCUUGUAAACCGGUCCUUUUCAUUCUAGCCAUAAAUCUUUUUUAUUUUUUACAGUGGCCUAGUUAAUUUGCUCCUACCAUUAGACAAGUAAGACAUCAUAUGAAACAGAGCAGAUGAACAGCUCAUUCCUUAAUGUCGCACAAAACACUUUAACAUUGUAGACAAAACAUAUUUGCUUCUAUUUCUUUUACAGAGUUGUACAUAUUUAUUAUUAGUAAUAUUUUUUUUUUAACAUACAAAAUUUUAUAGGAAAAUGCCUUUUGUGUUGAGUGAAGCAAUAUAGUCUGUUCCUUCAACAGCAUGAAAGGAGUUUUGGACCAUAUUCUAUUGUGAAUAAAGAACCCGCUCACUGAAGGUCCAACAUCAUUAUCUGCAGCCAUUUAAGAACACAUAAACUCAAAUUACAUAAACAUGCCUGGAAACUUAACUUUUUGUGAAUUGUACAUUAUUUAAAUAGUUGAAAAUGUCUUAUUUUGUAUUAUCUUUAGUAAUGUUUUGUCUUACUGCUCUUAAUGCCUUCAUACAGUAUGCCGUGUUUUCAUUAUCUACCAUAUUCACUUACUACUGCUGUACAUACAAGAUGUAAACUUAGUGAAACUGUUUUGCAAUAAAAUGCAUCUACAUGAUAAAAUGUCAUGCCGCACAAAUACCAAGUAAUACUUGUCAGUUUGCAAAGGCUGAAGUCUGAUUGUUGUCUUGUUUUUCAUAAAUGUUGUGACAAUAACCAAACGACAAUGUUUUAAUAAAACGUGAAAAAUGUG
Molecule: messenger RNA, 2767 nt
Organism: Cyprinodon variegatus (sheepshead minnow)
Lineage: Eukaryota; Metazoa; Chordata; Actinopteri; Cyprinodontiformes; Cyprinodontidae
Gene: entpd5a
Product: ectonucleoside triphosphate diphosphohydrolase 5
Exons: 13
Coding region: 65-1582 (505 amino acids)
Biological process (GO): nucleoside diphosphate catabolic process
Cellular component (GO): membrane
Molecular function (GO): UDP phosphatase activity; GDP phosphatase activity
Source: RefSeq, a predicted model, not a curated record